This is a messenger RNA of Colletotrichum costaricense, 606 nucleotides long. RefSeq names its product NUDIX domain-containing protein. Gene Ontology annotation, biological process: nucleoside phosphate metabolic process; ribose phosphate metabolic process. Gene Ontology annotation, molecular function: ADP-ribose diphosphatase activity. Lineage: Eukaryota; Fungi; Ascomycota; Sordariomycetes; Glomerellales; Glomerellaceae. Gene Ontology annotation, cellular component: nucleus; cytosol. The transcript is spliced from 3 exons. The record is from RefSeq and is a predicted model, not a curated record. Bases 1 to 606 code for a protein of 201 amino acids.
AUGUCUGCCAAAGUGACCGCCACCGGCCCUCUGGGCGAGGGCGAGGCUCGCUGGAUCAAGCUCAUCAAGAUCAACUACGACGACCAGAACGGCAACUCCCGCACCUGGGAAUCCGCCGAGCGCCGCACCCGCCCAAAGAACGGCGAGAUUGACGGCGUCGGCAUCGUCGCCAUCCUCGAGAAGCCCACCGGCCCCGAGAUCAUCCUCCAGAAGCAGUAUCGCCCGCCGAUUGACAAGAUCUGCAUCGAGGUUCCCGCGGGGCUCGUGGACGAGGGUGAGACGGCCGAGCAGGCUGCCGUGCGCGAGCUCAAGGAGGAGACGGGAUACGUUGGCAAGGUGUCCGAGACCACGCCGAUCAUGUUUAAUGACCCCGGAUUCUGCAAUACCAAUCUCCGCAUGAUCCACGUCACCAUCGACACCUCCCUCCCCGAGAACCAAAACCCAAAGGCCGAAUUGGAAGAAGGAGAAUUCAUCGAGGUCUUCACCGUGCCGCUGUCCAACUUCUGGGCAGAGUGCCUUCGUCUGGAGAAGGAAGGCUACGCCAUCGAUGCCCGCGUGGGGACCAUUGCCGAAGGCAUUGAAUUAGCAAAGAAAUUCAAGCUAUAA